AGAUACUGCUCACAUUUCCAAAGAUCUUAGUUGGAGGACAAGGAAAUGUUUACCUAAGUCUAAAGGGCAGAGCUCCUUAGAGGACAGUGCCCGGAGCAGAGCCCCGGGCGUUUGACAUAGGGAGCAGGGGCAGCUUUUUAAGUGUUUUGUCAGCGGCUGGAGAUUUAAGAUCACAAUACACAGAGUGGGAAGAACUAAAGUUAGCUCACAAAUUCCCCGAAGGGUGGAGUUUCAGCAGAAGUGUGCUGAAUUUCUUCACUCAGAAGUCUGGCCUAUACGUUUGUAAGGAACUGUCGAGAGGUUUUAUUUUUGUUGAAGGAGAGACACUGGAAGCUGUGGACCCCACUGGAAUCCUAGCAGUUGAUUUAUCUUUAGUGAAUAAGGAUGAAGAUGCCAUCUAUUUCUUGGGAAAUUCUCUUGGCCUUCAACCAAAAAUGGUUAAGACAUAUCUGGAAGAAGAACUAGAUAAGUGGGCCAAAAUGGGAGCCUACGGUCAUGAUGUAGGGAAACGUCCUUGGAUUACAGGAGAUGAGACUAUUUUGGGACUUAUGACUGACAUUGUAGGAGCCAAUGAGAAAGAAAUAGCCCUAAUGAAUGGUUUGACAGUUAAUUUACAUCUUCUACUGUUAUCAUUUUUUAAGCCUACAUCAGAACGGUAUAAAAUUCUCCUAGAAGCCAAAGCCUUCCCUUCAGAUCAUUACGCCAUUGAGUCACAGCUUCAACUUCAUGGACUUAACAUUGAGAAAAGCAUGCGGAUUAUAAAGCCAAGAGAGGGGGAAGAAACCUUGAGAAUAGAGGAUAUCCUGGAAGUAAUUGAGAAAGAAGGUGACUCAAUUGCAGUCAUCCUGUUCAGUGGGCUUCAGUUUUAUACUGGACAGCUCUUCAAUAUACCCGCCAUCACAAAAGCAGGACAAGCAAAGGGUUGUUUUGUUGGCUUUGAUCUAGCACAUGCAGUUGGAAAUGUUGAGCUCCACUUACAUGACUGGGGAGUUGAUUUUGCCUGCUGGUGCUCCUACAAGUAUUUAAAUUCAGGAGCAGGAGGUCUUGCUGGUGCCUUUGUCCAUGAAAAGCACGCCCACACAGUCAAACCUGCGUUAGUGGGAUGGUUUGGCCAUGAACUAAGCACCAGAUUUAAGAUGGAUAACAAAUUGCAAUUAAUCCCUGGGGUCAGUGGAUUCCGAAUUUCAAAUCCUCCCAUUCUGUUGGUCUGUUCCUUACAUGCUAGUUUAGAGAUCUUUAGGCAGGCGACUAUGAAAGCACUGAGGAGAAAGUCUAUCUUGCUAACUGGUUAUCUGGAAUACAUGAUCAAGCAUCACUACAGCCAGGAUGAGGCAGAAACCAAGAAAACAGUUGUGAACAUAAUUACUCCAUCCAGUAUAGGGGAUCGCGGCUGCCAGCUAACCCUAACAUUUUCUGUUCCAAUGAACUACGUUUACCAAGAACUAGAAAAAAGAGGAGUGGUUUGUGACAAGCGGGAACCAAAUGGCAUCCGAGUGGCUCCAGUUCCUCUCUACAAUUCUUUCCAUGAUGUUUAUAAAUUUAUCAACCUGCUCACUUCUGCACUUGACUCUGCAGAAGCAAAAAACUAGCGGCAACUUAAGCAAAUAAUAUGGAAAGCUGCUGUGGUUAUUUUAUUACUAUUACUCAAGGUUUAAUUAUUGAAAGUAUUUAAAACAUGAUUACACAUACUGGGAAUGAAUUGUAUACUUUACAGAAAAAUAUGACAAUUUUUCUGAGUCUAUGGCCUUAAGAAAUCCAUAUGGCUGUCCCAUUUCUUGGUGUUUGGUGGAUCAAAGUCUUUAUUAGUGCAAGUAUUAUGCACACAGUCUUGGUUAGCUGUCAUAUUUCUUGGUCAAUAAAAUGCUUUUGUUGAUUUAAUUUAUAAUUUAACUGACAACUUCAUCAUAGAUGGUGAAAUUUUUGUUUCAAUUUUAGAAAUAUUACUUUAGUUUUAAUUUACCGAAUAGUUUCUUACAGGCACUGUAGCUGAACUGUCUGUUGCAUGUAUGAUUUUUGCAAUGUUUCAUCUAACGCCAAUCUAAGGAACAGAAAAUACAUUUUCUAUGGAAGAGGCUUUCAAAUGUUUUGGUCACAAUCUGCACCAAGAAAUACAUUUAAUAUUAGAGACUAGUAUUUAUUUAGUGGAUAUGCCUUAUUUCAUUGGCUGCAAUACAUUAACAUCUGUGAAAGAAGAAAUGUCUUUCAAUUUUCAUUCAACAGCUUCUUAAAAUUCCAUUUGCCAUUCUUUCAUGUUACCACUCCUGACAUUACCAUGAUUCUCAUAGUGAAUAGAUAGCAUCUUAGAUCUCAUUCUAAAAAUAGUAUAUAUUACAAAACCAAAAGUUGCAUAAAUUAUUUGCCUGUGUUCUCACAUUUAUUAUUUUAUUUUAUCUCAUUACAGCAAAUGUUGGUUGAAGCUUGUUAAAUUGAUUUCUUCACCCACUCUUGGGUCCUAAUCCAUUUUCAAUCCAUUUUCGUGUUCCUUAUUUAAUGUUAUCAUAAUAUUUUGGUUUUUUUAAUGGGAACUUCUCCUGAUAAAAGACUUUAGCUGUUACUCUGUCUCUAAAUAGUGAAACUCCAAGAUACCUGAGGUUGAGGAUUAGAAUUAGGAGAUGAGUGCCUCAUCUCUCAACCCCUCCCCCAAAUCUAUGGACCUUUCUUAUCCACUAUGAAAAAAACCACAUUUACACUCAGCCCUGUAAGACAUCCCUAGCUUUCAGCUAUUGAUGCUGUCACAACUAGUCGUGAGUUGACAAAAUAUUUAACAUUUGUACACAUAAGCAGCAAGAAAGAGUGACUAUGUAAUCCUUACCUCUGAUGAAAUAAAUUUGGAUGAAAUUAACUUAACCAAUCACUUUGGAUAGUAGAGGUAAAUAAAAAGAUGCAGAACUCCUACACCAACAUCAGUGACUACUGAUAUUUAUCAGGUACUUCCCACAAACCAUGGAUUGUGCUAUUCUAUUUGUAUGUUAUCUCACUUGACUGAAUGGCUGCAUAAUUGCUUUAGAAAAGCUUCCCACCCCCACUUCUGACAAAACUCAUCUUCAUAAGUGGAAAAAUACUCAAAACCUUAAAAUCUGACUAUACAUGACUUCAUACAGAAGAAAUUAUUCUUGAGCCUCACAGUGAUAAACAAAAAAUACAUGGUUUCAGCUCUCAGGGAACAGGUAGCUUAGUGAGGAAACAGAGAGCAAAUCUAUACACACUCAAGUAAAUAUGUAAUUACAGACUAUAACUUUUUUGAUGAAAGAUAAAAAGUGAAACUAUGAGAGAAAUAUCAGAGGGAAACUGAUUAGAUGCUUGAGUAAGGAAGGUGGAUGAAGGUGCUCAUAAGUUUAAAUUCUAAAAUACUUCAUGCUAAUCACAUUAAAAUUAUAUCAAAUUACGUAGGCAAACUAUUCAAAGCAUAAUCAUCACUCUCAUCACCCAGGUGAAGAAACAGCAUUAGAAACUUGCUUCCUCUCACUUGCAUUCCCCCCCUUCCCAAAUCCAGAGAUAAUCACUUUUUGGGUUAAUUAUUCCUUUACUGUCUUCAAAGUUUUAUGACUAUAUAUGUACCCAUGAACAUUUAUUAGCCAAAUUUGCCUGUGUGUGAACUCUAUAUAAAUGCAAUCAUACUGUAUAUCUUCUUCUGCUUCUUUUGCUCAACAUCCUAUGUUUUAGAGAUUCAUCCAUUUGUUGCACAUAACUUUUCAUUCAUUUUCACUGCUGCUCAGUAUUCUAUUGUAUAAUUGGAAUUAGAAAUUCAUUCUACUACUAAUGAAGAUGUGAGUUGUUCUAAAUAUUUGUGACAUUGCAACAGUGCUGCUAUUAACAUUUUUAGUGCAUACAUUCAAAAGUUUGUCCAGGACAGAAAACACUGAAAGUGCUGAGUGGUUGUACCAGUUUCCACGCCAACCAGUAACACAUGAGAGUUCCCUUGUUCCUGAUCCUUGCCAAUAGUAGCUAUCGAUUACCUUUGUCAUGUAUGCAUAUUAAAAUAGCCAAGGUGAUUAUUAAAAUAACAGAGAAUAAAUGUAUAACUUCCACACAAGCAGAAGGAGAAAAAAGAAUGAGGAUACAUACACGCACACAUGCACACACAUACACAUACACCAGUUUAUGCUUCAGAUACAUCCUUAAUUUGUGGAUUAAGCCAAAAUUAGAAUUUUACCUGAAUUUUACACUUGCUCAGCCUUUCCCUUUUCAAUUUCUCCUUCACAAUUUUUUUUAUGAUAAUUCCUUCAGUAAAACAUUUUUAUUCAAAUCCCUGACUCAGGUUCUAUUCCUAGGGAACCUGAUCUAAAACAGCAUUUUCUUUAUCUAGUCUUAAUACUCAGAAGUAUUUUAUAUUCUACAUCUAAUAUAUGAUGAAUUUACAGUUCUGUUUCUGUUGGUUUUCACAUCUCAUGCUUGUUUCCUUGUCUACAUUGUAACUGAUAACUUCAAAGUGCUCAUUAUCUUGACCCUUUUGGAAUACUUUGAGAACUGGGUUAAAGUGAGGUUUUUGAAAGAUAUUCAUGUUUGCUCCUUCUGCCCAGGUCACUUCUGACACAAGAAAACUUUAAAUUCUUGUUUUCAAGAUUUUCAAAUUACAUGAGCAGCAUUGCAGUUGAAUAUAUUAAUCCAUGUCAUAACCAAUUAAUAGUUACAAAUUUUCAGAAGAUUCUAAUUUUCCUUGCUGAUCCUUUACAUAUUCUUUGGUUGUCUACAUUCUGUGGGGCUCUCCUCUCAGCUUGUUUACCUCAGCCAGUCAUAGACUUGUCCCAUGUCCCAUUUAGUUAUCGACACUGAAGCUCAGUGGCUCUAGGACAUGGCAGAAACCCUUAGGAUCAAAGUCAUGUUUUAAUUCUAAGUUUAUUUUGAUCUUUCCUUACUUCCUAUGUUCCUACUUUUAUUUCAUUUUGGGGUUCUGAGAAUUUCUAACCUUCUUUGUUGUUUUCUUUCCUUCUUUCCUUCCUUCCUUCCUUCCUUC
Molecule: messenger RNA, 4954 nt
Organism: Vicugna pacos (alpaca)
Lineage: Eukaryota; Metazoa; Chordata; Mammalia; Artiodactyla; Camelidae
Source: RefSeq, a predicted model, not a curated record